Molecule: messenger RNA, 3489 nt
Organism: Schistosoma guineensis
Lineage: Eukaryota; Metazoa; Platyhelminthes; Trematoda; Strigeidida; Schistosomatidae
Source: the annotation of a GenBank genome assembly
GUUGAAAGCGGGACUUCUAAGUUUCUUGUGUUGGUAGGUUUGCAGUGACAUCAGUGGAUUUCGAGCAUUCCUUCUUGUGCACCUACGCCUCAAUUCGUGAUUCCAUAUUAGUUCCUGGAGACUAAAGUUGUAAUUCUUACGUGAUAUUGGAUGUAACUGACUUCAUAUGGAUAAAUCCAAGUGAAGCAUGACAACACAACAGUUCUGUUGACUUUGAACAAAAUUAAGUUUAUUAAGAUUAUGUGAGUCAAAACAUAAGCGAUGUAAAGUUACCCAGGGGUAGAUUUAGCCUUCCCAUGCACUUUAAGUACUGAAGAUCCUAUAAAAAGCCCACAUAAAAGGUUUGAGUAUAAGUUAAUUAUCAUGUAACUUAAACUAUACAAUAAUUUAUUGUACAUAUAAAGUUCAGAAUUAAAAAGCGAGAGAAGUAUAAAGCCGCAUCUUGAGUUAAAUUGCACACCAUUUAAUAACAUCCAAAUUACCUAGUAUAAAUUGAAAAUAUCCUAAUAAUUUGGUGGUUUAUCUUAAGAAAAUCUGAAGUAUUAGAUUCUAGUAGUGAACUCCAACCAGUCGAUCUUGUGCUUCUGUUUUUAUCAAUAGAAUACAAUGGGAUUUUAGCCAACCAUCAGUAAUCACAAUGACAAUUCCAUUGUAACGGCUUCGUGGUUGACGGGACUCGUUAACCAGGGAAACUGAAGUUUUUCAUAUAGCUCAUGUUGACUAUUAAGAAGUUCAUUUACCACUGUCUUCUUUUUAUCUUAGUACUAUAUUUAUUUUUCCAUAGCUAGACCAUAACAAUAGUCCAUUAUUCAUAAUGAGUACGUUUCAGUCCCACCAACUUAUUCCUUUGUUGUUUACGCGUAAACUUGAAGUCGCGCACCUACGGGCUUCAAGGUACAAAAUACUCAAGUAAUUAGGCAAUUUCUUACGUUAUGGAGCCAUCUGAUUUUGUUAUUGCUGUUUACGCCUCCUAUUUGCGUACCCAAACCACUUGAAUGAGAAAACCAAGUUGCUAAGAUGCUUCCACUGUUUAAAUCCAAAUCGAAUAUAUGUUGACAACUUAUUCAUAAAUAUCUGCCUCUUAGAAAAGCAAGCCACCUUUUUAACGGAUAGCAUAUCAACUGUCUCAUGAAGUUAAGCCAAGUCUUGACCAGUAGCGUGAACUGUCAGCGUCCCUCACUUAUCAUUUGGUCUGUAUUUGUUUGACUCAAUGUAUCAGAAAUACUCUUGCUUCAUAUCGUAUGUUCCAGUCAUAGAAUAUCACUAAUAACCUAUCCGAAUUUAGUGUUACUCUGUUGUUAUCUCAUGAGUGCUGCACAAAUCAUUGAGAUAGAUGUUCAUUUUGUUACCGUUUCAAACAAGUUAACACCUAGCGAAACACAUAUUGGCAUAAAAUGAUACAUCUACGUCGUGUCCUGAUUUGUUUUUGUUUGUCUGUCCUCCACAUUGAUGUUUUACUGUAACCUAACUAAAACUCACUUUAUGCUGAAUUUUUCCUAUUCGUUUCCCUCAGUUAUAUAAAAUUAUUUCAGACUACAAGUUAUCAGCUUAGCUUUUGUUAUUAGACAGACCCUGCCACUUGAAACCGCAUCUGCAUACUGUUCUUGCUAAAGUACCUUGUUCAUAUCCCUACCUCCAAGUUUAAAUAGAUUGAUAAGGCACUUAUGUUUUUAUUUUCGAACUAGUGUUAACUCCACAGUUUUAUUUGAUGCGUAAACGAGUGCAUAUUGAUGUAGUUCCAAAGACUCCGGAAGGAGGACAUAUAGACUUUCGACAAAUUUCUGCAGAGGAAAUUGAGUUUGACUCAGAAAUAACAAUAAAGUCGUCACUGCUGCGCGAAUGUAAACCAGGCAAUGUUUGGUUUGAGGAAGGUGAUUCAGAUGAUGACGAUAAAAAGCCAAAAUUCGUUGCUCGUAAAUCUAUGGAUCUUCGUAAAAUACGUUCAGAAAAAGAUAGGUUCCAAGCUAUCUGCUCUAGUCCUAUGGUGGACUCUCGACCUCGAAGGCUAAGUUAUUCAAAGUCCUUUAGUGAAGGUGUGUUAGAUCCCAGUAACUCCAAAACUCCACUGCGUUUGCCUAAAUACGAUGAUCUUGUCUCAUCAGCAUCUCGUCGCCUCUCCCGCAUAAUAAUCAAUCGUCGAUUCUCUUUGUUGGAAACAAACCACAACGACCCAUCUGUUGAGGGUUCACAGUUAAAAACCACAACACCUAUUACCAAGUACGAGAAACAAAGAGUUAAGAAAAAAUGUUCGUCUGCUUCAGAAGAAAAAGAGAAUAUCAAACCAUCAAAUAACGAUAUCGUAACAGCUACUCCUGUAUCAAAAGAAGUUUUUGAUGAUGUUUCAAACUCUUCCGCCCAUGAUCCAUGCUCUGUCUCUGAAUUUCGUGUGCUUGCGGACAUGGAAACAGCGCGACUACUUGCGUUAUGCGGAGAUUGGAAUUGUGUUCUAUCCGAGGAAUGUGAUAAUAUCCCAGAAAAAGCACUUGACUCAAUCAGGGCAACCGUUGGAAAAUGUCAAUUAUUGUUGCAGAAAAAGUUGCCAUUUUUCAAAAGCCUUAUUGAAAUGGCAGAAACAAGCCUUGGAAAGUCUGACACACUGUCGAAUAGUGCAACAACACCAGAAGCCACUAUAAAUGAUCUCUUAGGUUAUUGGACCUUAGUAGCUGAUGAAAUCAGUUUAUCCGAUAGUGCUUUCGAACGUCUACGUGUUUGGCGUGAUGAGUUACAUUGGUCAAUUGAUCAGUGUCCUGUUACCCCAGCCAGGUCACAAAUUGUUAAACGACGUGGUCGUCUAUCUAAACAAAUAAAACGCUUACCAACUCCAAAGAGUAAUAAAUCCAGAAAGUCUCAAUCUGUCAGUGAUGAAGUUUUAAAUACGGAUAGUGUAAAUCCCUCUCUUUCAAAAAAGCUAGGUUCAACUGUUAAAGCAACCAAGGAUGUACAGAAAAAACCGGUGAAGUCUAGAUUUGCUGAAUUUCUGCGAGCUAAAAAGGCACUAACAGUGGAAGCGACACCUACUGAUCAUGGUCAACAUCAAUCUUAUCACCAAAGUGAAAAUAUUGUUGAUACACUCUCACCUCUUGGUUUACAUCCAGUUGAUAGGAAUUUCACUAUUCAAAAAUAAUAGAGAAGUAAAAAAUUAACGUAUAUUUUUAUUUUGACUGAAUUGUACAAACAAUUACUACUUAUUUUACAGUUGUUAGUCAUGAUUGUUCACGGACUGACUGACAUUUUCGUAAACCAAAAAUCUGUCUCUCGCUUUCUCUUCCCACCAGUUUAUUGUUCUCUUACUAAACGUUUAUUCUCUGCUUUUGCCUCGUUGUCAUUUAUGUUGUUUUUAGUAAUUAUUGUUACCAUUAUCGUCAUUAUUCUUAUUAUCAUUACUGCUUAUUGUUCAUCCAUACUGUGUUUUAUGGUUUGAGAAAAAUCAGAUACGUUAAUAUCAUUAAUAUAAAAACGUACGACGAAAUAUACUUUACUAUUAUGUCA